GGGAGCUUCAUUUUCUGAUCUGCUUUUGUGCUAAAAUGGAGGCUGGCCUCUCGCCCUGAGUGGAGCGCCUUCCUGGUUGAGGUUUAGAUGUUGACAUGCAAUAAAUCUGGAGACAGGAUGGUUGUGGAUGCGCCGAACUCCAAUGGGCCCUUUCAGCCGCUGGCUCUUAUGCACUUCAGAGAUGUGGCCCCCGCUGAGCAGGAGAAGCUCUUCAUCCAGAAGCUACGACAGUGCUGCGUUCUUUUCGACUUCCUGUCUGACCCACUGAGUGACCUAAAAUGGAAGGAGGUGAAGCGGGCGGCGCUGAGCGAAAUGGUGGAGUACAUCACCCACAACAGGAAUGUCAUCACAGAGCCCAUCUACCCAGAGGUGGUGCACAUGUUUGCAGUGAACAUGUUCAGAACAUUGCCUCCAUCAUCUAACCCCACCGGAGCAGAGUUUGAUCCGGAGGAAGACGAGCCGACGCUGGAAGCGGCGUGGCCACACCUUCAGCUCGUCUAUGAAUUUUUCCUUAGGUUUUUAGAAUCGCCCGACUUUCAGCCCAACAUAGCAAAGAAAUACAUCGACCAGAAAUUUGUUAUGCAGCUCCUAGAACUAUUUGACAGUGAGGAUCCCCGAGAAAGAGACUUCCUCAAAACUACCCUCCACAGGAUCUAUGGAAAGUUCCUGGGGCUGAGAGCGUACAUCAGAAAACAAAUCAAUAACAUUUUCUAUAGGUUUAUCUACGAGACAGAGCACCACAACGGUAUAGCUGAAUUACUGGAAAUACUUGGAAGCAUAAUCAAUGGAUUUGCCUUACCACUCAAAGAAGAGCACAAAAUUUUCCUGUUGAAGGUGUUAUUGCCUCUGCACAAAGUCAAAUCACUUAGUGUCUACCAUCCACAGCUGGCUUACUGUGUGGUGCAGUUUUUGGAAAAGGACAGCACUCUAACAGAGCCGGUGGUAAUGGCUCUACUAAAGUACUGGCCAAAGACGCACAGUCCCAAGGAAGUGAUGUUUCUCAACGAGCUGGAGGAGAUCCUGGACGUCAUUGAGCCCUCUGAGUUUGUCAAGGUGCAGGAGCCUCUGUUCAGACAGCUGGCCAAGUGUGUGUCCAGCCCGCACUUCCAGGUGGCAGAGAGGGCUUUGUACUACUGGAACAACGAGUACAUCAUGAGUCUGAUCAGCGACAACGCGGCCAAGAUUCUGCCGAUUAUGUUUCCCGCUCUGUACCGAAACUCAAAGACCCACUGGAACAAGACCAUUCAUGGCCUCAUCUACAACGCUCUGAAGCUCUUCAUGGAGAUGAAUCAGAAGCUCUUCGAUGAUUGCACACAGCAGUUCAGGGCUGAGAAAAACAAAGAGAAGGCGAAGUUGAAAGAACGCGAGGAGGCUUGGAUUAAGAUCGAGAACCUCGCAAAGUCAAAUCCACAGUUCUCUGUGUAUGUUGAUUCCUCUGACCUCACUAGUCCUGUAGCAAUGGAGACGGAUGUCCCUUUGAUAGAAGAUGUUCAGAGGUUAAAAAAGACAGUUGAGGAGAGCGCGACUCAGUUGCAGCACGAGCAGCGGAAAGAGCGACCCAUGAUGCGACGCAAGUCUGAGCUGCCUCAGGAUAUCUACACCACAAAAGCCUUGGAGUCCCACCGCAGAGCUGAAGACAUGUUGACCGCCCACGACGGACUCUAGGUGCCGCCCUCUGCCAGCUCUUGGUUCAACAACUGCCCCCGUUUUACCCUCCUCCCCGACGGCCAUGGACAUCCUCUUGGUUACACUGGUGACCCAUGCUGGGCUCUUAUCCUUCAUCGUCCGUUUACCCAGAAUCCUUGGUUCUCCUUCAUUCCUGCUCCCCACACACACACACACAGUGCAGAAGCUCUGUAUUUACCUCCCUCAGAUUUCUGCUUUCUCAGGUUUUUUUUUGUUGUUGUUGUAGGAGAGGUGUGCGUGCGUGCGUGCGUGCGUGUGUCAUUUAGCCCUCGCCUCACUGUCACUUCCUCUCACUUGGUUCCUGAAAUCCCGUCUUUCACGAAAACGUGUUUCCCACAUGACGUUUGUGCUGUCUGACACACUGUGUAAGGAUCAUGUGAUGGUCUCUCUCUCUCUCUCUGCUUAGGUUUUCUUUUUCUGUCAAAGGGAACAAAUACGGAGCUUUUCUUUGCCAUCUGUUGUUUUAUUUAUUUUUCUUUCUCUUCUUGUUGUUGCUUAAUUUAAUGGACAUCUCACCAGUGCCAAGACUGUUGUGUUCUCUUGUUUGUUUCCGUGACUAUGACGAGGACAUUUGACCUUUUGUUUCCGGGUCACUGGAUGUUGUUUUUUUGUCAUUUAGCACACUUAAGACCAAACUGAGGCCUGGCCUUAGCCUUGCAAUGUCUACAAAAAAAAGAUGGCAGUCAAAGGGGAAGUUGUCCUGUGGACAUCUGACACUUUCCAUUUUUUAUUAUUAUUAUUUUGUGCCAUAUGUCGCUCUUUUUUUAUAUAUAUAUAUCUAUAUAGAUAUAGAUAGAUAUAGAUAUAUAUAUAUGCUUGCUUCCUUAACGGUCAUCAGCUAAUGUUUGAGAACCAGACCAUAGUGAUUCCUGGACGGUUCAAACAACGGUACUUGGAGGAAGAAGCCGGAAUGAAAGCUGUGUUUAUGAAUUUCCGCGUUCAUCAUGUUUGAUUUGGGGCUGUAAAGUACGACGGGAGCGUUCGGGGUUAAAAAGCUGAAAAGAAGAGGAAUGAAGGAAUGCUUAAAUGUUUUUGUUGGGAAGAAAGAACCGCACAGACUUUGGAGGAAAACGGCGGGUCAAUUUUAGAAUUAAAAUCUCGUUAUAUUACGACUUCAUCCUCGAAAGAUUGUCCUUUGUCGUCGAGCCGUCGUAUGAGAUAAAGAUUUUUUUUUCUAAUUGGUAGAAACUCAGAUUCUGAGCGCUUCCUUUAGUGUAAAGGCGUGGCAUGUUUGUGUUGCUACCAUUCCUAAAUUCAGUCGUGUGUGUGUGUUGGGGGGGGUUUUGUGUAUCUGAUAAUUCCUGAGUGAGUGAAGUCGCAUCUUCCAGUCAGUACCAUUGUUUAAACUGAGGGGGGGUCUGCUAGAUUUCUUCAUAUUUGACGUGUUGUAUUCCCCACUUGUCUCGUUUCUGGAGGUUUGUAGCGUGGAUGUCAGGUUUCACAUUUUUCCGUUUGUUUGUUUUUUUUUGUUUACCCCCCCUCCCGGCCAUUCAGAUACCCCCCCUCCCCCCCCAACGCUGAAACAGACUGGUAUCAGACGGCCACAAAAAUGCCAGAUGCUGAAAAAUAAACUGACAUUGUGACUUGGCUUGUUAAUUGUAUUAAUACUGUAUUUGCUUGAAUGCAAAAAGUUGUAAAUUAAAACUUACCAUGUUAAACAUGUA
Solea senegalensis (Senegalese sole) is the source of this 3350-nucleotide messenger RNA. Its product is annotated as serine/threonine-protein phosphatase 2A 56 kDa regulatory subunit gamma isoform. Bases 88 to 1665 code for a protein of 525 amino acids. The transcript is spliced from 14 exons. NCBI's taxonomy places the organism in Eukaryota, Metazoa, Chordata, Actinopteri, Pleuronectiformes, Soleidae. The record is from RefSeq and is a predicted model, not a curated record. Gene Ontology annotation, molecular function: protein phosphatase activator activity. Gene Ontology annotation, cellular component: cytosol; protein phosphatase type 2A complex; nucleus. Gene Ontology annotation, biological process: signal transduction; protein dephosphorylation.